Messenger RNA from Eptesicus fuscus (big brown bat), 561 nucleotides. RefSeq names its product CD160 molecule (gene CD160). Bases 1 to 561 code for a protein of 186 amino acids. Lineage: Eukaryota; Metazoa; Chordata; Mammalia; Chiroptera; Vespertilionidae. The transcript is spliced from 3 exons. Gene Ontology annotation, cellular component: plasma membrane. The record is from RefSeq and is a predicted model, not a curated record. Gene Ontology annotation, biological process: regulation of adaptive immune response. Gene Ontology annotation, molecular function: transmembrane signaling receptor activity.
AUGGCACCUGGCAGAGGCUGCUUGGCCCUGGCCACUCUGCUGGCAACUGUGGACAUCCAGCUUGGCGGAUGCCUGCAAAUCCUCAGCUCAGCUUCCCAGCAAGGAAGGCGACUAAGCUUAAUCUGCACCUUGCGGCAUCAGAAUGAGGAGGCUGAGGGGGCCAUAGUGUUUUUGUGCAAGGACAGGCCUUCGGACUGUUCCCCUGAGACCAGCCUGGAGCAACUGAGACUGAAACGCUCUCCUGAGACGGAUGGUGUCAGUGAGAGAUCAUCUCAGUUGGUGUUCACCAUAAACGAAGCCACACCAUCGGCCAGUGGGACCUACCAGUGUUGUGCCAAAAGCCAGAAGACAGAAAUCCUCCUUCAAGGUCAUUUUUUCUCCGUUUCAGUCACAGAGACAGGGAACUACACAGUGACGGGACUGAAACUAACAGGACAGCAGGAGUCCAGCCAUAGUAAUGGCCCUCUCCCUAGUAACGGCCCACGCAGUCCAAGCUUCCUGCAAGAGGUCUGGGUGAUGCUGGCCGCCAGCCUGAUGGUCCUUCAAGGUAUGUUCAGAUGA